This is a messenger RNA of Cucurbitaria berberidis CBS 394.84, 327 nucleotides long. RefSeq lists its product as uncharacterized. NCBI's taxonomy places the organism in Eukaryota, Fungi, Ascomycota, Dothideomycetes, Pleosporales, Cucurbitariaceae. The transcript has a single exon. The record is from RefSeq and is a predicted model, not a curated record. The coding region runs from base 61 to 252 and encodes 63 amino acids.
CGCGAAGAGAAAUGUAGUGGAGCAAAUGUGAACACGGACACGGGCAAAGAUUACGUCGUGAUGCGCAGGAGAGCGGCGGGUACAGCGGAGCAUGUCAUUGGUGGUGUGGGCGAGAAGCAGGGCAACAAAAGGGGAGAAGCAAAGCUUGCUGUCAUGGUUACCGGAGGUUGUAUAGGCUUUCUGGACGAGUGCGCCGUCGCAAUGACCGCGGGGGGUGGCCCCUUGUCGGGUUGGCCAAGUGGAAAGGAGUAGAGGAGUGCUGGAGUGCUGGAGUACUAUGAGGCCAGCUGAAGACAAUGCAGAGUAGUAGCAGUAGCUAUUCUAGCA